Molecule: messenger RNA, 597 nt
Organism: Staurois parvus
Lineage: Eukaryota; Metazoa; Chordata; Amphibia; Anura; Ranidae
Source: the annotation of a GenBank genome assembly
CAGAUACCCUGUACUCUACCUGCUCCCAGCUUCUGUUAUGUCCUUGCUUUAAGAUAUGAUGAGGACAGUGGCAGCAUCAAACCAGGAGAUACCGUUUCUGAUCUAUACCUGCCUCCUGUCAUUCACAGUCUUGAUGAAAUUUUGCAGGUGGUUGUUCUCAGUCAGCGAUGCAGCUUUUGGGCUACAGUGAUAUAUGUGAGGCCUGAGAUACAAGGUAACUUGCCAAUGCAAAAGGAGUUUUGGAUAUAUGUGACGGAUGCUACCCUUCAGACGAUGGCAGAUACAUCUGGAAUCCCUAAAAUUCUCUCAGUGUGUGUCUUGCCUUCUUGUGCAGUGGACACUAGGGUGCUAGAAGCCCUUUCCAAAAAGUUAUCUUGCAAGAUGUUUUUUAAAGAUGCAGUAAAAGAGAACAGCAGGAUCAUUUGUGUAGAACGCACAGUGCUUUCAUUACAAAAGCCCCUUUUAUCCCAUGCUUCUGGUAUUAAUGAGCUGACUGGCCCUGUUGUACUGGACAAACUGGAUUCUGCAACAGAGGCAAACUCCCUGCGCAUUGUGACAGGAAUUAUUAAUGGAGUUAAUGAGAGAGAAUCUUUUUCU